This is a messenger RNA of Filobasidium floriforme, 1950 nucleotides long. RefSeq lists its product as uncharacterized. The record is from RefSeq and is a predicted model, not a curated record. Lineage: Eukaryota; Fungi; Basidiomycota; Tremellomycetes; Filobasidiales; Filobasidiaceae. Bases 87 to 1679 code for a protein of 530 amino acids. The transcript has 11 exons.
GAACCAAGUCCAGUCCCUGGCCGUGAUUGGGGAAUUGGACAACAUGAUUUCACGACGAUAUCAUAGCAUUGCGCGACCUCGAAUACAUGUUCAGACCUGGCUCCUCACAAAAAAGCAUUCGGGAACAUCCGUUACAACUUAGAUCAACGAUGUUCAAUCCGGUCAACAGCCGGUCCAAGAUCGUGGUCCUCUCGUUGGUCGUCUUGGUAUGCACUUAUACCAUCUACCUGGUAGCGUCUGGUGAACACGAGGCGUUGCUGGACAAGGCGACAGUUUGGCAGCAAGAGACACUAUGCAGAGACAGAUCUCAAGCUCAGGGGCCGGUCACCGCCAUCCAGGCCAAACUUUUGCCCGAACAUGUGCUUGAUAGGUACAACAACCGGAUGGCAUGUGACCUGUGUCAGCCAGACGACGAGUUUUGCCUGGCGAUCGGUGAACACAACAUCGCUCAAUCGGUCGGCUAUGAAGGCUCUAAUUUCCGCCUGGAAAGACUGUUCCACAAGCUCCAGAACGGCCAACCUAUCACCAUCUCCGUCGUCGGAGGUUCCAAUAGCGCGGGUCACGGGCUCUUUUACGACGGCUGGCCUGACGAGUACGCAAGUCCGGGUAACAUGCAUUAUCGGGUGUACGAGUGGAUCAAGGAGAGAUUUCCGCAUGAAGGACAUCGGUUCGUCAAUGGAGCGAUACCUGGAGCGACGACCGAACUCUUUGCGUUCUGUUUCCCUGAGCAGAUUCCUGAAGAAUCGGAUCUCGUCCUCGUCGAGUUCGCCGUCAAUGACCCACUGCUCACCUCCUCAGCCGUAUCCUACGAGAGACUCUUACGCGGUCUGAUGGAUCUGCCGAAUAAGCCUGCUAUCAUCAAUCUCAACGUGUUCUCCCUUACCUUUGCGACGAUCGGCUUGGGCGAGACGCAGCACCAAGCGGUAGCGCAUUACUACGAUACCCCAGUGAUCAGUAUCAGAAACCUCUUACUACCAGGGAUGUUCAAGAACGCCAGCAGAAUUCCGGACUGGUUCUUCGUCGGCAACGAGAAUGGCAAGCAAAUCAUCGACACACGGCACAUUGCUUUCGCCGCGCAUAAGACCAUGGCCAAUCUGACGGCCACGUACAUGUCCCGCGUCUUGUGCAAGAUGGAAGAGCGGGAACGACUGAAAGAGAUCGGGAUCGAACUUCGACGGUCUAGGCCAGAGUUUCCGGCUUGGGACGAGUUGGCUGAGAUUCCGAAGUGGCCUCUGAUGUCGCACUACAAAGCCGACGCUCCUCCUAUGCCGAAGCUCAGCCCCGUCUGUUUGUCAACGACUUCGAAGAAGAACCCCUUGAGACAGCAGAACGACGGAGGCUGGGUCGAGUGGUCCUGGAAAGACAAGAAAUACAUCGUCGGUCGCAAACCGGGCGAAAAGGUUCAGUUCAAGUUCAAGACCGUCGUAGGCACCGUCGCCCUCUUCUACCAACGAUCCCGCAAGUACGGCCUCGGCGUAGCCCGUUGUUGGGUAGACGACGAUACCGACCGGAUGAUGUACCUCGAUGGGUAUUGGGAGCACGAUGUCAGUAUCCCUGACAUGACCGAAGUGAGGGGGGACCUGGAAGAGGGAGAGCAUGUGUUGAAUUGUGAGAUCAACGUGGACACGAAUGAUCCAGGCGGCGGGACCGAGUUUAGGAUAACGACGUUGGUAGCGUGAGUCCGGUGGUCCUUUCGAAUCGGGUUGAAUGACUUUGAAGCGGUUUUCUCACCUGAAUACUUUUGCUCACGGUGCAGCAUCUAGACCGUAUUGGAAUCGCUUGACGUGUUUCGGAAUUGUACCAGAGAAUAGUUAUAAUGGGCCAGCGGUUGUUGAUAGUGUGUAUCUUAUGACGUGUACGCGUGUAAGACGUGGAAAGGGUUUGAUCUGCCUUGUUUGAUCUGCGUGAAGAUCAAACUGGUCGAGGUGGAUUCUUCUGUUCAAAGACGGG